UUCGAAGUUCAAACCAGUCUCUCUGUCUCUCUGUGAAUCGGUCUCUCAUGGCGACCCAGAAACUCACAGACUACGAGCUUAAGCGGCUCGAGAACAUUCGCCGAAACGAGGAACUGAUGGCCUCUCUGAAGCUCCAAUCCAUGGCCACCCAGCUCUCCGCCUCCACCAAACGCCCAAGGGUUGAGUCCAAAUCGUACAAAUCCAAUUCGGAGAAGCAGCCCAAGACCCGUGACCCGACUGUAAUCCGGCGCUCCCUGCGCACCAGGGGAUUACCGCCCGACGCGAAAGGCCUCGGCAGUAGAGGCAUUGAUUCUGCAAUGAAGAGUGUAGAAUCCCUAGACCCAAAGGCGUCGCCUUGGGAAUUGGGCCCUCUUAGUAGGAAAGAUGUGUACAGCGGGGUGUCGGAUCGGGGUUUGAUCGAGGCGAUUCUGGGUGUUGAGAAGAAACCGCAAUUGGGUUUGGGAGUAAAAAGUGAAAUUGGGGGUGAAAAUGAGGUGGAAUCAUGUCUUGCAUUUACUUUAGUUGGUGGAAUUGGUUGUGGGUUGGUUAAGAAAGAAGAGGGUGGAGUUGUGAGUGAUUUGAAGGUGGAGGAAAUGGUGCUGAAGGAGGAGAAUGUAGCCCGUGUCGUGCCGGGGAAUGUUAUGAACAUGAGGUUUUUUCCAACUAGUAGUGUGAGAAUGGUUGUGGUUGGGAAUAAGACUGGGAAUGUUGGGUUUUGGAAUAUGGAUUCUGAGGAAGGGGAGGAAAUUGAAAAUGGGAUAUAUAUGUAUCGCCCGCAUUCUGGUCCCAUUUCGGGGAUAUCUAUUCACCAAGAUUGUGUUUCAAAGAUUUUCACUAGUUGCUAUGAUGGAUUUAUCCGAUCAAUGGAUGCUGAGAAAGAGGUGUUUGAUCUAGUAUAUGCUAGUGAUGAAACUGUAUAUUCUCUUGCUCAACAAUUAAGCAAUGCAAAGUGUUUAUACUUUGCUGAAGGUCGUGGAGGUAUAAGUAUGUGGGAUGAGAGAACAGGAAAUAUCUCAGCCCAAUGGAGUCCGCAUGAUGAUAGAAUUAAUUCCAUAGACUUUAACUCACAAAACUCAAACGUCAUCACCACUAGUUCAACAGAUGGAACUGCCUGUAUCUGGGAUUUGAGAUGUAAUGAUGCAGAUAAAUUCAAAAGCUUAAAGACAAUUGGCCACAAAAGGGCUGUGCAUUCUGCCUACUUUUCGCCUUCUGGAAGGUCGUUAGUGACAACAAGUCUUGAUAACACAGUUGGUGUAUCAACUGGAGUUAAUUUUGAGGACAUGUCAAUGAUAUACCAUGAUAACAGUACAAGCAGAUGGAUUCCCAAGUUCAAGGCAAUAUGGGGAUGGGAUGAUGCACAUGUCUUCAUUGGAAAUAAGAACAGAGGAGUCGAUGUUAUUUCCUCCCUACAAAGAACAACAUCCUUCACCUUAAAAAGCCCAUAUAUGUCUGCGAUUCCAUGUAGAUUUGCUGCUCACCCUUAUAAUGUUGGGAUGCUAGCAGGAGCUACAGGCGGAGGCCAAGUUUAUGUAUGGACUUUGGGAUAAGAAACUCCGGCAUCUCUCAACAGACUGUACUUUUAUGCAAAGCAAGAUUUGUACCUUUAAGUUGUUCUUUACUGUUGGUUUUCGACUUAUAGCAAGAACUUUAGCUUUCUUGGUGUUCCAUAGAUUCAUAUUUGAAGAGGUUUUCUAUGAAUAG
This is a messenger RNA of Argentina anserina (silverweed cinquefoil), 1701 nucleotides long. RefSeq lists its product as uncharacterized. The record is from RefSeq and is a predicted model, not a curated record. Lineage: Eukaryota; Viridiplantae; Streptophyta; Magnoliopsida; Rosales; Rosaceae. The transcript is spliced from 5 exons. The coding region runs from base 48 to 1547 and encodes 499 amino acids. Gene Ontology annotation, biological process: regulation of DNA damage checkpoint. Gene Ontology annotation, molecular function: protein binding; DNA binding. Gene Ontology annotation, cellular component: nucleus.